CGCGAGAUAUGGGAGCGGCCAUCUUGUUCCUGCCCCUGACAAUCUCGGGUCGGGGUCACAGGGACGCGGAGACCGCCGUCUGGACCUUGGCAGACAAUGCUGUCCCGGGUGGUGCUUUCUGCCGCCGCCACAGCGGCCCCGUGCCUGAAGAACGCGGCCGCCCUGGGACCCGGGAUAUUACAGGCAACAAGGGUGUUUCACACAGGACAGCCACGUCUUGCCCCUGUACCACCUCUUCCUGAAUAUGGAGGAAAAGUCCGUCUUGGGCUGAUUCCUGAGGAAUUUUUCCAGUUCCUUUACCCUAAAACUGGUGUAACAGGUCCCUACGUGCUUGGAACUGGACUUUGCUUGUAUUUUUUAUCCAAAGAAAUAUAUGUGAUUACCGCAGAGACCUUCUCUACUAUAUCAGUAGUAGGGCUGAUAAUCUAUGUGAUUAAGAAAUAUGGCGCCUCUAUUGGAGAAUUUAUUGAUAAACUUAAUGAGCAAAAAAUUGCUGAACUAGAAGAAGUAAAGCAGUCGUCCAUCAAACAAAUUCAGGAUGCAAUUGACAUGGAGAAGGCACAGCAGGCACUGGUUCAGAAGCGCCAUUACUUCUUCGACGCUCAGAGGAAUAACAUUGCCCUGGCCUUGGAGGUCACUUAUCGAGAACGGCUAUAUAGAGCAUAUAAGGAGGUAAAGAGUCGCCUGGACUAUCACAUUUCCGUACAGGACAUGUUGCGUCGCAAGGAGCAAGAGCACAUGAUAAACUGGGUGGAAAAGCGUGUGGUGCAGAGCAUUUCUGCACAGCAGGAAAAGGAGACCAUUGCCAAGUGCAUUCAGGAUCUAAAGCUACUCUCAAAGAAGGCUCAAGCUCAGCCAGUUAUGUGAAUGUAUCUAUCUCAUUCGAGAUGGCCAGAGAGUUGAGUUAAGUGGGAACUAGUCUGUGUGAAGAACUCUUACAGUGUACCUUUCCUAAGAAAUGAUCAAGGUCCAUUUAGUGGCUUAACCAUAUUGGCCAGUAAGGUAUUUCUGAUCCUUCCUCUGUAUCUGGAGUUGUCUAGUGAUCACUUUUGAAUAAACGAUUUGCAGCAACUUGCUGCCUGACUAAAAUUACCAAGUGAUAGUUUAAACUUGUAAUUAGUUAUACCAUCUUACAAUAAAAUGACAUUUGAAACAGAA
Psammomys obesus (fat sand rat) is the source of this 1158-nucleotide messenger RNA. RefSeq names its product ATP synthase peripheral stalk-membrane subunit b (gene Atp5pb). Bases 97 to 867 code for a protein of 256 amino acids. Gene Ontology annotation, molecular function: proton transmembrane transporter activity. The transcript has 7 exons. Gene Ontology annotation, biological process: proton motive force-driven ATP synthesis. NCBI's taxonomy places the organism in Eukaryota, Metazoa, Chordata, Mammalia, Rodentia, Muridae. The record is from RefSeq and is a predicted model, not a curated record.